CCCCUUCCUCCGCUGGCUGGAGGACGAAGGCAGGGAGCCGUGAGAGGCUGGGGCUGGGAGCCGGGGCGCUGCGGGGCGCCCGUGAGCGGCGGCGGCGGCCGCGCUUCCACGGGGCGGGGGCGGCAUCCCACGGGCUGGGCGGCAUCCCAGGGAUGCAGGAGCCGCCGGGCUCUUCCCUUCUGGCAGCACGGAGACGGAGAACAGGGUUGAAAGGCAGCGGUACAAUCCGUUUCUUACCCUUUCCUUAGGAUCCGGAGCAGGCAGUCUGGGAGAAUGCUGACCGCUGGUCCUUAGCAGCGUAUCCUGAUUUCUGAGCGGUUAUAUUAAAGAAAAAUCCCCGCUUCAGACAGAGAACAAGACUGUGUGAACAGAGAGAAUACCACACCACCGCUUAAAAAAAGAGAAGAUCAAGUCUGGAGUUUCUCCGACUUCGUCUGAAAUUGUAGGCAUGAUCAAUUUGUUUAAGAAACCUUACAAGAAAAAAGCAGGCAAAUUCCAGCCUUUCAAGAAGCUCUUCGGCAAGAGGAAGAAAAGGGAGCCGGCCUCGGAUGGCGAGGAAGCCAAACUGAAGCCCAGCCACUCCUUCGGCAACGUCUGCAACGGCACCUUCUCCUCCGAUGAAGAGCCCAACGGUGGUCUGAGGUCCUCCCAUUAUUCUAUGGGCAGUCGAGCUUUUUCCCAUGACAGUAUUUUCAUACCUGAUGGGAGAACAGAGAGCGAGCAGGCCGUCCAAGCAAUGUCACAGGAGAACGUUUUAGGAAAAGUCAAAACUCUUCAGCAACAGUUGGCCAAGAACAUAAAAUUUGGGCAGCCUCCACAAAUGACAGUUUCUGCGAGGACAAUGGGGGAGGCAAACGCUGGUAUAGUAGAGGACGUGUUGCUCAGUAGCCCCAUGGAGAUCGAGACUCAGCAGGACGCGGUGAUCUCAGAGAGCGGUAAUAAAUUCAGUGACACUCCAGAUUUCUUGAGACCAAUGAAUUUGCCUGGAAUGGGACACGAGGUGGAAGAAAAGGUCACUCCGGUCAGAUCGUCUCGGCCAAAAAGACAAUUUUCCUGUUCUGGCACGAUUGAAACAAUCAAUCUGGAUGCAGUUCCCCAGGCCGUUGCUCGUCUAGACAACAGUGCAGCUAAACACAAGCUGUCGGUGAAGCCAAAAAAGCAGAGGAUGUCAAGAAAGCACAAGAGAUUAACAAAGGGAUCACAAAGUUUAACAAUAACAGAAUUUGAGCCCGAGGACCUAGAAAUUCAGCUGUAUGGAGACAGAUUCCCAGGUUAUAAUGGACACAUCAUAGCAGACAAGCUAAUCCAGAACAGAGAUGAGCAGAAGCAGCCUCAGCCGGCAGAGGAGAAAAGAAUUGAAGAUCACUGGGGGAUCUUUGAGGCUGAAAGGAUAAGGCAGAUUGUAGAAAUGGAAGAACAAAGAGAAAUGGAAGAACAAAGGUGCCAAGAACUUGAGCAGAUGCAGAAAGACCAGGAGAGAAGGCGUUGUGAAGAAGAGAAGAGGCAGUAUCUCCUUGAAGGAGAGACAUCUUUGGAAAUAGAAGAGCAGACAUGCCAUAAAGAGGAGAGAAGAGUGCUGGAGGCUGAAAAGAGGCAAGAGCUGGAGGAGCAGAGGCACCAGGAACUGGAGAAGCAGAGGCAGAAGGAGCUGGAGGAGCGACACGGAAGAGAGGUGAAGGAGCAGAAGCACCAGGAACAAGAGGAGGAACAGAAACAAGAGCCGGAGAGGCAGAAGCUCCAGGAACAAGAGGAGCAACAGAGACGAGAGCUGGAGGAGCAGAACCACUGGGAACAGGAAGAGCAGAGAUAUCAGGAUUUGGAGGAACAGAAGAGGCAAGAGCUGGAGGAGCAGAAGCUCCCGGAACGGGAGAAGAAACGUCAGGAGUUGGAAGAACAGAAGAGGCAAAAGCUGGAGGAGCAGAAGCUCCAGGAACGGGAGGAGCAGAGACGUCAGGAGUUGGAGGAGCAGAAGAGGCAAAAGCUGGAGGAGCAGAAGCUCCAGGAACAGGAGGAGCAGAGACGUCAGGAGUUGGAGGAGCAGAAGAGGCAAAAGCUGGAGGAGCAGAAGUACCGGGAACGGGAGGAGCAGAGACGUCAGGAGUUGGAGGAGCAGAAGAGGCAAGAGCUGGAGGAGCAGAAGCGCUGGGAACGGGAGGAGCAGAGACGUCAGGAGUUGGAGGAGCAGAAGAGGCAAGAGCUGGAGGAGCAGAAGCACUGGGAACGGGAGGAGCAGAGACGUCAGGAGUUGGAGGAGCAGAAGAGGCAAAAGCUGGAGGAGCAGAAGCACCAGGAAUGGGAAGAGCAGAAGCGCAAGGAGCUGGAAGAGAAACAGAGACGAGAGCUGGAGGAGAAGAAAAGGCUAGAGCUGGAAGAAUUAAGGCAACAGGAGACUGAAAAACAGUGCCAAGAGGAAGAAGAAAGAAAUUGGCUGGAGGAACAAAAAGAACUCAAGGAACAAAAUAAGGAAGAAAAACAGAGAGGAGAGCUGGAAGAGAAAGAACUUCAAGAAGUUGAAAUAAAACUGAAGCAGGAGAAAGAAGCGGAGAGCCUCAAAGAACAGAAGAAUCAGGAGGAACAAAGGCAGCAUUUGAAGGAGAAAGGAGAAAAGACAGAGAAGGAACAACCCCAGCAAGUAAUGGAUAAGAAAAAGAAACGGGAAGAGCAGAGAAAACACAAGCUCACAAAACAAAUGCACAUGGAAAGUGCAGAGGGUGUCCCACAAGAUGAACUGAAGCAGAAAAAGGAACAAAACGGACAAGAAUGGAACAAGCUGGAAGAGCAGGAGGUAGCCACAGGACAAAAUCUUCAGCAAAACCAACAAGAAAAAUCCUUGGAACAGCAACAGGACAAGGCUCAGUUGUGUCCUGCAGGGGCCUUUAUGCAUCCCGUAGAGGAGAAACUCCAAGAAGGAUCAAGACCUCAAAAACUCAAACAGCCAGAAAAAGGGAAUAAACCAGCAGAAGUCCUAGCCCAGAAACUGAAGAGAGAAGUGGAAGCUCAGGAGCAAAAGCGAAUAGGGGAAGAACUUAGGUGGCAAGAGGUAGACGAAAGACAGACUGCAUCCAGACCCUUCACCUUUCAAGUGUCUUCUGGAGAUAAACAGAUCAUAUUUCAGAAAGUUAAUCUGAGUCCAGUCAUGCCCGCCAAAGGAGAGGGACUCUCUUCUCCAUCCGUCAAAGACUACAGGAUGCACGCGUCCAGCAAGGGCUCUCACACGCUCCCGUCGUCUGUGUGCGUGCCCCAUACAGCUAUUUUGGUUACUGGGGCACAGCUGUGUGGCACAGCGGUUAACUUGAACCAGAUAAAGGACACGGCUUGUAAAUCGUUACUUGGCUUAACGGAAGAGAGAAAAAAUGUGGAUAUUCCUUCACCAGAGAAGGCCCAGAAAAAACCCCAGGAGCCCAAACCCAGCAGCAGUAAAAUGAAAUACACGCAAGAGGCACUGAACAGCCAGGCCGUACUGGCAGAGUGGGCUUCUAUCCGCUCCAGGAUCCUAAAGAACGCAGAAAACAGCAAAUAUAACGAGAGAGACCGAGUAAGCGCCUGCAGACACAGUGAUGACUGGACACCCCGAGGACGGGGUGGUCCCCACGGCAACUUGAGGAAAACCCUCUCUGCGAACGCAAAGUUCUCGAUCACCCCAGCAUGGCAAAAAUUUUCAGAAGCUUCAAAAAACAAUUUGGAGGCGGAGAAUGUAAGUGCGGCAAAAGGCAAUGAAACGGUGUCCGUGGGAAGAAUCACUGGCCCAUCCACCGAUUCGAAGGAGGAUGCGGCCCCCACUUUUAAGGAUAACUUAGCUGAAAAGGCUAAGGAGAAAACGGAACCCCGUAGUGAAAUGGCAGACAACACAGAAGGCUGUAAAUUUGCAAAAGAUCUUCCAUCUUUCCUUGUUCCGAGUUUUCCUCAUUCUCCGGGUAAAGAAUUACCCCAGGCAGAACUCCCGGGUGCUCUGGAAAACCAGCAGAACAACGGCACAAAAAAAGCAGAUAAACCAAACGGGGAAGAAAAUGUUUCUCCUUUCGGGAUAAAGUUGCGAAGGACAAACUACUCUUUACGUUUCCAUUACGAUCAACAGGCAGAGCAGAGGAAAAAGAAAAGGUACAGUGCAGGGGAUAGUUUUGAGGGUGUGCCUGACCCACUAGUCACAACAGAAGGUGAGAAAGAACCCGCUGUUUUUGCUCCCCAAGAGAGUACAUCCCCUGGCACGGGGAAAGCGAACGUCACCGGUAUUUUAAAAGACUCCAAAGACUCUCCAGUGACUGUGGUGGAGAUUUCACAACCAGCGGGCACGCCGCUGGUCCUGCCAGCCACUGGCCAGGGUGCUUUAGCCCCUCAUGAGAAACCAGCAUGCAAGGCACUGGUCCCACAGAAGCCUGCCCUAGCUCCAAAGCCCGCCAGCCAGACACCGCCAGCCUCCCCUCUCUCUAAAACCUACCGAUCGAACCCAGCGGAUGCGCCAGGGCAAAGGCUGGUUAAAGCUGAAUCCGACGGCGGCUGGAGGAAAGAAGACAGAGCAAAUGCGGUGCACCCCGCGCCACCCAACGAGUACAAAAACGAAGAGGAAGAAAUCAGAGAAAAGAAGUCCUUUUUCCCAUCUAUAAGUAUUCCAUGGAGAGAAAAAAAUGACAAAAAGCCUGAGCCACCGAAGAAAGAAAAGCCCGUCCUGCAGAGCAGGCACUCUUUAGACGGCUCUAAAUUGAUGGAAAAGGUUGAGACUUCGCAACCACUUUGGAUUACGUUAGCACUGCAAAAGCAAAAGGGGUUCCGCGAGCAGCAAGCUACGAGGGAAGAGAGGAGACAAGCCAGGGAGGCGAAGCAAGCAGAGAAGCUGGCUAAAGAAAAUGCUGCUCUAAGCAAUCAGCCAGAUAAUAAAAGCAGCAGCAGCAGCAGCAGCAGCAAACCAAGCACGCUGCAGAAAUCUACAACGCAAGAAGGGGAGAAGAAAAUCGAGACUGCUGUGUCAAGACUAGAAAGGCGGGAGCAGCUAAAAAAGUCGAACACCCUCCCAACUUCUGUGACAGUGGAAAUUUCAGAUUCUGUUCCGUCAACCCCCCUGGCAAAGGAGGUGGCCAAGAGAUUCUCCACGCCUGAUGCGAACCCUGUGUCCACAGAACCAGCCUGGCUGGCGUUAGCCAAGAGGAAAGCAAAAGCCUGGAGUGACUGUCCACAGAUCAUAAAGUAAACUGUAACAUUACAUCUCUCUUGCUCACUAUUAAUUGCUUUCUUUUUAUUUAUUCAGCUUUUUACACAAGACAAAACUGAAAAUGCAUGUAUUGAAGGACUGAAAACUGAACUGAUUACCAUUUUGCUCUAGCUCACUGUAAAGUCUACUCGAGUCAUAUAUUCCAUUGCUUUGACAAAUAGCUAAAUGAGGUCACGGCAAAGAUUUCAGAGCCAGGCCCUCUCAAAAAUUUAAGUAUGCUCAGAUACUGGAUGUAAAUUUUAGUGAGUAUCAUAAAAAGGGCCAGAACUUCAGUUCAGAAGCUCCUUAAAUUCUGUGGGUAUUCGGUUCUGGAAUUUUAGAUCUCUACACUUAAAUGGAGAUCUCAGAAAAAAUUCUUCAACACUCCAUUGUUGAAAAUUAAGGCAAGAUGCAUGUUCCCUUCUCUUAUUCCUAAUUUAUUUUUUAAGUGUUAAACUGCAAGAACUGUCAGUUCUACCUGGUAUUUGAAAGCUUCUUCCCUAAUGAAGAACUUCAGGAGGUAUCUUUCCACCUGCAAGUGAUAAGUAGAAAGACGGAACCGUCCAAACGCUGAGGUAAUUUCUUUCAUCACGGGAUUAAUACACUAUGUCUCCAUUCCCUCAGUCCUAGGAAGAAAACAAUUCAUCCUACUUAACAAAAAGACCAUUAUUUACGCAAAAGUCAGAAAGAAGCCAGGGAGCCAGUGGUUCUUCUAGUCAUUUAAGCACAUCACUCUUUGUGCUUGGCCAUAUUUAAGAUGCACAGAGACAGUGAUUGCAAAUCACAGCUUUAAGUCAGUCGACUGGAACGCAGAUUAGUACAGCUUUUCCUGUGCUCGUGUAGCUGUAGAAUCAGUCUCGGUGAGCUCCCAGAGGAGUAAGACUUUCAGAACUGAAGUUAGCGGAGAACUGAAAGCUAAGUCUGAGUGGGGUCUCAGGAGUUUCACCUCUGCACUCUCCCUCAUUUUACUCCAUGUGCAACUGCAGGUACCUCAGACCAUAACUUCCUGUACUUUGACCAAUACAGCCAGAACACUUCAGAAAGGAGUUUACUUACCCCAUCUCAGGUAUCUGCUGCGGCAAUUGAACACUUUAUUACUUCUUGUAACUAAAAUAGAAAUCUUCACCCCCUCCCUCUUACAAAAAAGGAUAAAGUCCGUAAUGUAAUAAAAAUUUUACUGUCCCAAACACCUCGCAGAAAUAGCUGGCUCUACACUUUAAAAAGUCACCCUAGUAUAAAAAUCUGUAACACGCCCGAGUUUGUUUCACAAGGAAGUCUUUAACAAAUUUGAACAUCUCCUUCUUAUAACCAUAAGGCUCCAAGGAACCUUUAAGCCUACAACAACAUAAAGGGAGAGAUUUUCAUGAGAAUAAAUUGCAUCGGUAGAGAAUGAUACCACAUAUGUUUCAUGGAAGUACUUCAGCCAAACUGCUGUACGCAGCAUGAGGAGCAGCACUUUAAAUUAUGCACAAAACAGAAUGAAACCUGCCGGAUCCUCCCGUUCCAAGAACUAAAAAGGGCUUGUCCGCAGAAGUCAUUAUUGAACACGCUAUUUCCCACCAAACAGAAAGCAACGCUGCAGUAUCAUGGUUACAAUAGCACAAACACAACAAACACGUUCAAUUGAGCGGAUGUGCAGCAGCAAGAUUGGGCUUUUUGGGUCUCAAGCCACCAGUUUUGCUCAGUUUCAUAUUUAAAACCAGAAUCUCUAAAGUAGCUUUUUACCCUUAAUGUAAGUGUUUAAAACGUUUUAUAGAGAGAUGGGUCAAUGCUGCUCUCAAACGCUUGGGAAAAAAACAUACUUAAUGCCUCCAAAGUCCAAUCUCUACACAAGCUUAUCUGAAAAAAGAAUUGUGCCCAUAAUUAUUUUUGCUCCACUAGCACCAUAAAUUAAUGCUCGUUAAGUGAAAUUUACACUUUUUCCGAGUUUAUAAGCUUGUAGUAUGUAUUUGUAAUUACAAGAACUAAACUGCCUGAAAUCCAUCUUUAUGAUUCUUUCUUGGGAGAAGGAGCCAGGCAGAAAUAUCGAGAAGGUGAAGUAAUUUGGGAUUAAAGAAUUAAAGAUACCGGUAUUCUGAAAAGCAUAGCAAAAUUAGGUGCUAUUGCGCAUGACGUAAGGAUGCAAUUUUCCAAUACAAUACAUUUAGAGCACAUAGAAUAGAACUUUCAUUAAGGAUGGUCUUAAUCUAAAGCUUCAAAGCAGAGGUUUUUUCCAACCAUAAAGGUAUCUAGUGUAAUAAUGGAAACUGUAUUAUGUACAGUACUUGGUGGAAACAUUUCUGAAGUGUACAUGUUCAACAGUGACAUUUCAUGUUAAAUUAACAAAAAUUUGCACUAAAGACCAAUGAAGUGAAGUGUUACUUUGCUUUAGCUUUGUUGCAACCGUUUCUGAUAAAGUGUUGGAAAUCUGUAAAAAUAAAACCAAAACAUUACUACCGAGUUUGAAACAGCAAAAAUGUUUUAAGAACCGAACAAACCACUAUGUAGUAUAUUGUCUCAAUUUUUUGUAACUUAUAAACACAAAAUACCAUUUCUUCUGACAAGGUUAUAUACGAUUAACCUCUAUGUUCAUAUAGUAAUGUAUAAAAACUAUAAGAUGUAUAAUUGUGGGGUA
This is a messenger RNA of Chroicocephalus ridibundus (black-headed gull), 7796 nucleotides long. It is a transcript of the gene CRACD, whose product is annotated as capping protein inhibiting regulator of actin dynamics. The coding region runs from base 449 to 5182 and encodes 1577 amino acids. Lineage: Eukaryota; Metazoa; Chordata; Aves; Charadriiformes; Laridae. The record is from RefSeq and is a predicted model, not a curated record. Gene Ontology annotation, biological process: negative regulation of barbed-end actin filament capping; maintenance of gastrointestinal epithelium. The transcript is spliced from 13 exons.